Molecule: messenger RNA, 10872 nt
Organism: Odontomachus brunneus
Lineage: Eukaryota; Metazoa; Arthropoda; Insecta; Hymenoptera; Formicidae
Gene: sif
Product: protein still life, isoform SIF type 1
Exons: 31
Coding region: 2867-9079 (2070 amino acids)
Biological process (GO): small GTPase-mediated signal transduction; activation of GTPase activity; positive regulation of axonogenesis
Cellular component (GO): synapse; membrane
Molecular function (GO): guanyl-nucleotide exchange factor activity; protein binding
Source: RefSeq, a predicted model, not a curated record
UCCAUGGCUACGUCGUCCGCGAGGAUUUCCCGCGAAAGAUCGGAAGCGUGAUCACGGCCGAGGCUCGGUGAUCCAUCGGGGGUGUGUGUAAGCAGAGCAGGCAGACAGGCGACAGCAGCAACAUCGUCAGCGACAACAGCGACGACAUCAGCGGCGACGAGAGUGCCGUGGAAAGCGGCAUCCGGGUAGCUUUCCGUCGUUCGUCGCGUCUUAUCCCGGUGGGUUUCGCGACAGAGUUGCUUGCUCUUUCUCUACCCUCGUUCUCUUUCUCCACCCCUCUCCUUUUCUCUCUCGCUCUCUUUCUCUAGAAACUGGGUGGAUACCGUGCUUCAUUCCCCUCCGAAUUGCCACCCCUUCCCUUAAGCUACCGCGGAGGACACGUAACCCCAGCCCUACCACCCCCAAGCCCCGCUGUAGCCGUCACCGCCGCCGCCCACGGCCUCCUCCCUGGCUCUCGCGCGGCGCUUCAGCAUCCCUCCGACUCUCCGUCUGUCCUUCCUCGCCGUGGUGGUAUUGUCGCGAGGACUCUCACUCGCGGCACCAGGCCAGGUGCACGGCCGAGUGCCCGCUCUCUCUCGUCGGAGAGUGCUGCCGAGGCGCCGGCCUAUCUUCACGGGGUAGCAGAAAGCCAAGGAGGAAACGUCGUCGUGUCGGUGAGUGUGAGUCAUCGUCCCUCGUUCUCGCGGCGAAGUGCACAUGUACGUACACCAUCCACGGGGAUGGUUGUGGAGGAUAAAGGUAUAGCGGAUAGAAAGAGGGAGAGAGAGAGGGAGAGAGCGAGAGAAAGAGGGCGAAAGGGGAAAGUAGAUAAAGUUGAAUAAAUAAACAAUUAGACACGCAGAGAAAGGAGGAAAGUAAUUAAACGGGAACAUACCAACCACUGACAGACGGAGGACACAGGAGAGACGUUCUCUCCUCAUCGACGUGGUGGGUGACGCGGGGCGUUGAUCGUAUACAUACCGGCGCUGACUGGUAGUGGUGUGGCAGUGGUAGUGGUGGUGGUGGUGGUGGUGCUAGUGCUGCUAGUGAUGGUGGUGGUGGUAGUGGUGCAUCCCGCAGUGUGUUUACCCAGGGUGAGGUGCCUCGCGCGCGCGACUAGGCGGAGUCGCGCCUCUCCGUCCGCUCCCGCUUCCGCUUUCGCGUCUCCCCGUGACCGCUUCGCGACGGAAGAGCGGCGACGAGGAGCGACGUGUACCUAACCGUGACCCGUUCUGCGUAUAACACUCCACCUGUCUACCUGUCUAUCUUUCUGCCUACCAGCUUGUCUACCUACCUAUUUAUCUAUCUGCUUAUCCAUCCACCUACCUGCUUACCUCGCACCUAACGUUGACGUGUCAGAAGAGGCGUUGCCGCGGCGGCCGAGCGGUCUCCACCCCCGAGAAGAAGCCGGAUAUACCUAACCGACCAUCACCUUCUCGAACUUCUGCGCAUUCCGCUUGCCGAGUUCGUCCUGGAAGGACCUUUGCCUAAGGACACGUCCCAGGUAUCAGCAGCGCAAGUCGAUAAUGAUCACGCGGCGACACGAAGGCGUUGGCUCGUCUCGCGCCUCUCCGUUCGCGUCCUAGAAGCGCACGAAUCUACUGUGACCUUUCGGUUAGCUGGCUCCACGAUUGAAGUUCGAUUCGCUGAUGGAGAUUCGCUCUGUUCUGCAAACGCCAGCACGGAAGCUCUGAGGACGCCAGUGAAUAUCCAAGACGGCUGAUCUCUCUAUCUCCCUCUCUCUUUUCCUCUCUCUCUCUCUCUCUCUCUCUCUCUCUCUCUCUCUCUUUCUCUCUCGUUCCUUCCUGCGGUGUUUCGGCGCAUCGCGCUCACGAGAGUCGCGCGAGAAGACCCCCCUGCUUCUCGCAAACGCUAGUAUCCAAGGAUGAAGUCGUGAGUCGAUAAAACUCACCAAGCGACGUGGAAGGCGUUGCCUCUUCUCUCUCUCUUUCUCUCUUUCGGCUUCUCGGUUCUCAGUUCCCGUUGUGCAUCCUAGAGAUGGUGUGCAUGUAUUUUUCAUAAUCCUUUUGUGAUCUGGUGCGGAAUUUCGUCCGGUUUGACGAACGGGAACGUCUAUUCUGAGGACGCACCGAUUUCCUGAAAGGGAAGAAUAUAUAGUGAAUACGCCUAGUCUCGUCGCGCUUUCCUUCCACGUUCGAUGGCCAUUGGUAAAAGGGGAAACCAUCUCGAAAGAAUUUCAUAUUACAUUGCGAGAUUGUCGCGUGGGAUCCUAGCGAUCAUGCCAUGGGCGAGCUGAUGACUUUCGACGCCUGCAAUGAUGUGACAAUAAAGAUACCUCGUUCUACUGUCUAAUAACUCGGGGAUCGUCCCAAUCGCACAGUGCUUCCUAAGAAAAAGAACACACUUACACACGCACACGCGCACACACAUAUACACACACACACACACACAUACACGCACAUACACACACGCGAUCCGAAGAUCACGCGCAAAAAAGCAACGCCAAACCGCCGGCCGUGGUCGGCGUUGUGGAGAUCGGUGCCAAAAGUCAACACGGACAAGCCGCAAGAGCCAAUUCCGCGAAACUGUGUCAAAGAAGAAUCGAAGAGGGUGGAACGGAGAAGAGAUAGAACGACACACAGAGGGAGAACGAGGGAGAGGGGUAGCGAGGGAGGAAAAGAGAAAGAGAAAGAUAUACAGCCGUAGCGAAGGGGAGAAGUGGGAUCAGGCGGAUAUCCCGGGGAACGAGUAGAGAACGGGCGAAUAUACGUGUGGCCAGGAGCGUGUUAGCUAAGGAGUGUCGAGCCGGAAACACGAAGCCGGGCAUCACGAGCAAAGGGGUGGUAGAAGUGGCAGUGGUGGUGGUGGUCUCGCGGUGGUGGUGACGCAGAGCGGCGAGUUCUAAACCGGAAUAAUAGCAGUUAGAAUGGGCAACAAGCUGUCCUGCAGUUGCGCACCCUUAAUCAGAAAGACGUAUCGCUACGAGGAUUCCCCAUGGCAGGCCGGUGCCAGGGGCGGGAUGGGCGGCGGCGGAGGGCGCAGGGGUGACACUGGCCACUUGCUCAGGUGCGGAAGCUUAAGAGAGAGGAAGAGGCUAUGGGCCGAAGUGUUCCAUGUAAACGCAAGCGGCACUGGGACCGUCAAGUGGCAGCAGGUGUCGGAGGAUCUGGUACCGGUGAACAUCACCUGCAUACAGGACUCACCGGAAUGCGUCUUCCAUAUUACCGCGUACAACAGCCAGGUCGAUAAGAUCCUAGACGUGCGGUUGGUCCAGCCAGGUACGCGUAUCGGCCAGGCGUCAGAGUGCUUUGUCUACUGGAAGGAUACUGUGACAAACGACACGUGGGGACUGAACUUCACGUCCCCCAUAGACGCCAAGCAAUUCAGAGAAUGCUGCUCACCAUCGUUCAAGAUUACAAGGAAAGCGUCCUCUUCUUACUCGUUGAAGCUCGAGCCACCGAACAAGCAGAAGAUCAAAACGCGCCGAAAGCCUCUGUCGACGCCAGCCUCGCCGAGCCGAUCCAGAGAACCACAAUGCACCUGCAUGACGCCAGAACAAUUCGCCAGACUACGUAGCCAAGAUUCCAGAUAUCGGAACUCAUGCGGUCCGGUUUAUACUAUUUCAGGGCCGUCUACGCUUCCACGGACUAUGGCGCGAUCUACAGAAAUAGAAAUGACUCCGGGACGGGACAAGAUCACGGCGGCUACAUCGAGCGCGUCUCUCUAUGACAACGUGAACAAUCCUACCGCUACACCAGGGAAAACACCAAAGGCCAUCGAUUCGGCCAAACAGAAGGAGAAGCAGAACGAGACGUGUCAGACAACCCCGAAGACUGCCAACGUCGGAAUCGGUACCGUCACGGUGGGUUCGCAGAUUGACAGCCCCGAUGAGAAGGGCUCCACGAUAUCGCCGAAGAAAUCUCAGAAACAGAGCCAAGACACAUCCACUCAGCAGAACGGCACCGAGAUGUUGAAGUCGGAGGGUACACAGGCGGGCGGCACUUUGCAGAGCAAAUCGUUGCGCAAGGAGCAGCUGCAUCACACCAAGUCGGCCGACUACACCGAGCUGGAGAUGCAGAAUGGUAACAUCUUCAACAUCGUCAACAAUAAUCACGGCGGGCACAAGUCGAAAAGUAAGAGCACCGACGACAUGCGUAUCGAGAACGCGCAUAACGGCGGCAUCAGCCUCGACUCGAACACUCUGAAACGGAUGCUGAAGCCGAUGCCGAGCAUCGACAGCCCGGUCACGUCGCCGGAGAUGACGAGGAAACGCCACAGCCACCACAGCUACCAUUACCACCCCAGCAAUAACAAUCAGAAGUACGUCAUGCAGGAGGUUGACAACGAGAACUAUGCGCACCCCUAUCGAGCGCCCUACAACAAUAAGUUCCAAGGCUCCAGGAGCGCCCACGACAUGAGUCGGCAAUACGCUGGCGGCAGAGGCAGGACGUACUUAGAUUCGGAACGUAAUCGGUGCACAGGUGACAUGUCGCCGCCCUCGGACAAUGUCAUCUUCGACAACCAGUGCUACGCCACCACGCCGAGCUCGUCCAACGGCAACUCCGACAUGGAGCAGUCGAACCAUUGCAACUCACGCCGCUGCAACGGCGGCCAGACAUAUCAGCAGAGCAUGCAGUCGGUGUCGACUCCAGGCAGCCCGACCAGCCGGUUGCUCCUCGAGUACGAGAUGCAUCUCAGGAACACCUUGGCCAAGGGUAUGGACGCGGAGAGCUACAGCCUACGCACGUUCGAGGCCCUGUUGACGCAAAGCAUGGAGAAUCUCGAAUACGCGGAGAACAUACCGUUGAACGUCCAGCGCACACCUCACGUAUCACGAAGACGUUCCAACUCCAACAAGUCGUCGACCCUGCCGCUGUCGUAUCGCUACUGCAACGAGAGGCAGAACAGCAAAGACCGGGACGGCUAUUACAGCGACCGCAACGAGAUGGUGCGAGAGAAGAGAGAGCGAGACUCCGAUCGAGAUCGCGGCUAUCUCAGCGAUUACAACUCUAGAUGCGCCAGCUGCAUCGGGGAGUCCGCGCGCGCACAAUGGUUUCGACAUUCCGACGGAUGGCAGUCCGGCAGCUCGACCCUUGGCUCCGGUGCCUCGAGCUCGAUAAAUCCGGGAUACUCGGGACACAAGAGAGACUCGCCCUGGGACUCUCUUCCGUCCUUGCGCCACGAGGGCAGCCUCAACGACAGCGGCUACAAGUCCAACCGGACUGACUCUCUCGAGCAAAGAGGCACUUUCGACAGACAGGACAGCGUCAGAUCCGACUACAUGUCCGACCGGGACGGCAGAUACGGAAUCGUUCAACAAGCCUCAUUGGAGAGCACCGACUCGAGGCUCUGCUACUUGACGUCUUCCGAGAUGUCGGAUGAUGAUAGGAUGUCACUCACCACUGCCGUCAGCGACGACGACGACGGCGAGAGUGUCAUAAAUUCGCCCUAUCGUGGAAAGCAGACCGGCACGGCCGCAGCUUCCUUCAACUGCACCGGUGCAGUUCGAAAGGCAGGAUUCCUCAGCGUGAAGAAGUGGUUGCUGCGCAAGAAGCAUCAGAUCGAGCUUGCCAGGAAGAGAGGCUGGAAGGGUUACUGGGUCUGUCUGAAGGGCACUACGCUCCUCUUCUACCCUUGCGACUCCCAGGAGAGUCGUGCCAUGGAAGCGGCACCGAAACACUUGAUCAUCGUCGACGGCGCGAUCAUGCAGCCCAUCCCCGAGCACCCCAAGAGGGACUACAUAUUUUGCCUCAGCACCGCGUUCGGGGACGCGUAUCUAUUCCAGGCGCCGUGUCAAGUGGAGCUGGAGAACUGGGUGAACAGCAUUCAUUCAGCAUGCGCUGCCGCGUUCGCGCGUCAUCGCGGCAAGACCGGCACGUUGCACCUGCUGCAGGAGGAGAUCAUCCGUCUGGAGAAGGCGAUCGAAUCGGACCACAAAAUGAAGCACAUGGCGGACCUUCAGCAAUCGGUCGUUUCCGACGUCGACACCAAGCAACAAAUUAACAAUCAAAUCGUGCAGUGGGAAGAAAAUUUAGAACGGUUACACUGCGAGCAAUUCCGCCUGCGGUGUUACAUGGCCAGUUUGCAGAGCGGCGAGCUGCCCAAUCCGAAGAGUCUACUGACGCACGUGUCGCGCGCCACGAAGCAGACGCUGAACAAGCUCGGCGUGUUCACCGUGUCGUCCUUCCACGCGUUCAUCUGCGCGCGUAGUCCAUCUUUAUUGAACAAUCUGCUGGCGGGCCGCGGGGCGACCAAGAGGAGGCCGCCGCUUCUGUCAAGAUCGAACAGCGGCUCGAGCAGACGCUCGCUGCAGAUCUCGUCCAGGGACGAGGAGAAGAGCGUGAAGGUGUCCGUGCCGGAAAAUCAGGUACGAUCGGCACAUCGGCUCGUGUCGGUGUUCCUGCGCGACGCCAUGACCGUGGAGGAGUUCUUGGCGAGCGCGUGCACCAGGAAGAACCUCAACCCGAUGGAGCAUUUUGUGCGCGUGAAGAAGCGCCGAGACAUGGAGGACCACAAUUACUUUGUGCCACAUAGGACUGAUUUGAUAGAAACAUAUUUGCAUACGCACGAAAUCGUGGAAGUCUGUGCCAAGAUUUUAUAUCAAGUGGAAUUGCAAAGACACACUUUAGAGCAGAUGUGGGGCUUCUCCGUCGAGGCGGAGCUCAUAGAAAACUCUGACAGGCAGGACGAGCUCUGCUGCUACGUUAGUAGAGUGGAAGACAAGAGCGUCGCCAUGCAAAACGGAAUCAUUAAGGGCGACGAGAUUAUGGUAAUCAACGGCGCCAUCGUGAGCGACUUGGAUAUGAUGUACUUGGAGAGCGUCCUGCAGGAGGAGGUGGGUCUUUGUAUGAUGAUGCGAUCCUCCAGGACGGAGCCUCCGGAUCUCACGGGCAUUAUGCGAGUCACCGAUGAUAUAAUCGAGAGCUUGGUCUGCCCGCCGCCGCCCUCUGACCCGCCGGUCAUUAGCGAGGAAAUGAUCUCCGGGCUGAUUGUGCCGGCUCCCGGUUGGAGCAAGGAGAACAUUGUGCAAGAAUGCACGUCGGGCGGUCUUAUGGACAACAGCAAGCAGACCUCGCGCACAAACUCCUUCGAGAUCGAGAACCUUCUGAAGACUGCCGAACAAGUGACGGGAAUCUGUCGGUCGCCGGGUGAGACCCGGAAGUCGAGUCCCACCGGGAGCGUCGUCAGCUCCCAUUCACAAGCCCUCACGCCGAGCCGGCAGCUUAGCGACGCUGAGAAGCUGAAGAAAGUGAUUUUAGAACUGAUUGAGACUGAACGGACUUACGUAAAGAAUUUAAAUAAUCUGCUGGAGAACUACUUGGAACCCCUUAAACGCGAGACCUUCCUGUCGAACGCGGAGAUCAACGCGUUGUUUGGUAAUAUUCAGGAGAUCGUCACGUUUCAACGACAGUUCCUGCAGAAUCUCGAUCACGCCAUCGAGAUGGAGGCCGAUUUCAACAGCUUUGACCAUCCGAGUCAAUUUAAGGGAGUCCUGUUUUCCAUUGGAAGUGCCUUCUUAUAUUACGUAAAUCACUUCAAGCUGUACAGCUCGUUUUGCGCCAGUCACUCGAAGGCUCAAAAAGUUUUACAUCCAAACGAGGGAAAUCAAGCUUUACAAGAGUUCCUGCAAGCGAGAAAUCCUCGGCAGCAACACUCGUCGACCUUAGAAUCGUACUUGAUAAAACCUAUACAAAGAAUACUCAAAUAUCCAUUGCUGCUGCAGCAGCUUAGGAAUCUCACCGACGAACGAAGCGAAGAACACCAACACUUAAUUGAGGCGCUCAAGGGCAUGGAGAAGGUAGCGGAACACAUAAACGAGAUGCAGAGAAUCCACGAGGAGUACGGCGCUAUUUUCGACCACCUGUUCAGGCAACAUCAAAAGUCCUGCAAACAGCCGAUCGACUUGAGCCCGGGCGAUCUUUUGUACUACGGCGGUGUCGAGUGGCUCAACAUCUCCGAUUUCCUCGGCAAGAUCAAGAAGGGUCUCGAGCUGCACGCGAUGUGCUUCGUGUUUAAGUCGGCCGUCGUGUUCCUGUGCAAGGAGAGACUGAGGCAGAAGAAGAAACUCAUGGGUGUCUCGACAAAGGCUAACUCCAGCGAGGUGGAGAUCAUCCGUUACCAGGUGCUGAUCCCGGUGACGGAGGUCCAAGUGAGAGCCAGCUCGGCCAAAGACAUGGAGUCCCACUUCUUGUGGGAACUGAUACAUCUGAGAAGUCAAUUACAGAGGAGAUCGGAGAAAGUAUACGUGCUGUCCAACAGCACGACGGAGUUUCGCAACGCGUUCCUCAAGACGAUCCGGCAGAUCAUCCGGGAGUCGGUAAGAAACAUGAGCAUACCUUCGACGAAGCAGAACCUGAGCCAGGCGCCGAUGUCGAUGGCGCCGCGCAUGUCGACCGGGCACGUGGAGAAGUUCGACAAGCAGGUCGGCCAGGGUCAGAACGGGAACGGCGUGGCGAUGCCGACCGGCACUCUUUCGAAGAAGGCGGUGAAGCAGCAGCUGCUGUCCAGCUCGCACAAGCGGAAGUACAGCCAGUCCAAGCAGCCGGUGGAGCACGAGAGCUCGGAGGACAAGGACCAGGAGGAGCCGCCGGUCGUCCAGCAGCAAACGUUUCGCUCCAGGAGCAAAACCAUCAGCGACACUUCCGGCGAGGUAAAAGUCGAAAUGGAUUCGGGGACGAAGUCGGAAGGUGAGGAAGACUCGCAGGCUUUUUUAGGCGAGAAGAAGACGAAUCUCGGCCGCACACCUAAUCAUCUGACGCUGAGCACCACGUCUACUAUCUCGGCGGGGAGCACUGGCAGCCAGGCUAGAUUGAUCCAGUCCUCUCAUCAGCCCGAGAACUAUCAGCCCAUUACCGUCAAGGAACUCGGUUCACCGAUCUGGAAGCCACGAGAGCUACCUUCCCUGGGGGAGGCCACCACGUUGCCGCGCAAGGUUCCGCCACAACAACAACAGCCACCACCACCACCACCACUACCACCACCGCCACCACCACCACCACCACCACCACCACCAACGUCAUCACCAGCACCACAAGUAAACGUCACCGUCGCCGCCACCAUCACCACCACUACCACCACCACCACCACCUCCGCCACCUCCACCACCACUACAACCGCCGGGCGAAACACACAGAGAUAAUUGUCCGAUAAUUACGAUUAUCACGAUGCCGAUACGUGAGACACGCGUCCGCCGCCCACGCGGAAAUUCACGAAGACUGCACUUUCUCCCUCCGCUCUCUUCCUCGUUUCGUCUUCCGGCGGGAACCACCCCGUGCGAGCUUACGCGCACUUGUAUGUGUGUGUGUUGUAUGUGUGUAUAAGUAUGUAUGUGUGUGUGUGUAUUUGUCGAGAGCCAACAACGAGAAGCUCGAUCGGACUUGCACCUCGCUCCGCAAGGUCUCACCGACUUUGAAUAGUUUUCGAUCUGAGGUGUAUAGAAACAUCGACCCUUCCAUCCUGUCUGAGGUUGGUGAAAGGGUCUAAUGUGUAUCUAACGAUGGAAUAAUAACAUUUUACGGCGGAAAGCGUUCGCUUAACGCUGCUGGGGAAGGACGGACGCGAAUUCGCAAAAAAUUCCGACUCGAAUCGCGAUAUAGACGAGACAAUUAUUAUCGAACUUAAAAGCCAGACCAAGCCAGCAAAUUGAAAUGUAAUCAUUAUUCUCUCGUUAGAUAUUUCUUAGACUGUUAGCAAUCCUAAACUGUGCAUGUUAAUGUUCAUAUCUGCUCGGUGUCGAUUCGCGUCGCGGUCUUACUUCAUAAGUGUCUGAUUUUAGAUAUCUUUAUCCUCGUUCUGCUAUACGAACUUCCUGUUCGUAAUGCGAGGAAGGCAGUUACCUUCUUCGGAGGCUAAUAUAUAUUUUAUUCUGACGUUUGUGUGAAGGAAAGAAUGACGUACCUUUUGGAUAGAGAGAUAGAGGAUAUCAUCGGGCUCGUUGAUGAUACUUUUGAUUUCGACAAUCAUAACGAUCCCGAGGAGGCGAUGCAUCGAGCAGAUUCGCUGGCUCUGAAACAGAUAAGUUGAAUAAAUCGUUAGUAAGUGAUCGGUCGCCGAUGAUCGUCGCGUCGUUCGCGAGAAAGUCGUCGGCGGGACGAUGGGGAAUCUCAUUCCCGAGACUCCUCGGUUAGCAAGUAGUGUAACCUCGCUCGUCUCAGACGCAGGUCGUGCGCUUCAUUUCUUCGGUCGUUUAAUUUACUUUCCGCGCGACAAAAGGAAGUACAGUCGGUUGCACCAAUCAAGCCUAUUGAUUAAAUUUGCACUUGCCGCUCGAGAUGGCAAUCUAAUUAUAAGAUAGUUAUUAUUAUCGAACAGUUAUUAUUGCAUAACAGCGUUGCAAAACACUAUCUAACGCGUAAUCUCUCGACUACCGAUGUACAAAUUUUCGCAAGUGCAAAUUUCCCUCCUGUGUUUUUAUCUCUUAUUUUCUCAUAACGUUGAUUAAUUCUCUCUUAACUGAUAUUGUAUCAACAUUGCGCGAAAUUGCAGCUCGGCGUUCUGCUAGGAACACCGACGUAAACGAAUCUUUAAGUUCGAAGGGCGACGCUGAAGAUGAAACAAGGCAAAGUCUGGAAGUAUCGUUUCACGAUUCUCAAUAUUUUUAUACAGGCAAGAAUUAAGGAUAACUGUUUAGAUGUUUUUUUUCUAAAUGCAAUUGUGUGUACUGCAAAACUAUUCUUUCAGAUUGCAUUUUUGGAAGACGAGUUGUAAGCUCAACGCUCCAAGUAGCUGUAAGACGCGCCACGCCGGACUCGCGUUCUGUCUGAUCGUGGCGCGUCUGUAUCUACUAGUUGGGGCGCGAAAAUAAUUUCAUUAGACAUAAAAUUUUUUUCGUUUUUUGUUCUUCAAGAUAUUGGUAUACAGAGAAAAAUAAUUUUGCUCUUUUAGUAAAAUUGUCGUUGCUACUUAUCAUAGUGACAUAUUCGUAGUGACAUC